GAAAAGAUUUUGUAACAGAAUGAUCACCGCGUACACGUAUUUGUGAAGCAGCAGUAUAUAAGGACAUUCUUCACGUAAAGUGACCAGUCUCAUCUACAAGAUCAACCACUCUGUUCAGCCAUGAAGGUCCUCCUUGUUCUCGCUGUUGUUAUUGUUGCUGUCUCCUGUGAGAUGUGCAGAGAUACCAGCGGCUGUUCCUACACAAUGUGUACCACUGGCAAUGAGGUCCACUGUAUCAACCACCAGUGUACAUGUACAUCGUCAGGGGGAUCAGGAGGUUGUACAAUGGCCUCAGACUGCGAUGGAUCAUGUCAUCAUGGUCUCAAUCAUCACUGUAUUGACGGACGCUGCAGAUGUACUCACUUCUAAAUAAAUCUAUCGCAAAACUC
Molecule: messenger RNA, 389 nt
Organism: Magallana angulata
Lineage: Eukaryota; Metazoa; Mollusca; Bivalvia; Ostreida; Ostreidae
Product: serine protease inhibitor Cvsi-2-like
Exons: 3
Coding region: 121-369 (82 amino acids)
Source: RefSeq, a predicted model, not a curated record